Leptonychotes weddellii (Weddell seal) is the source of this 19341-nucleotide messenger RNA. Lineage: Eukaryota; Metazoa; Chordata; Mammalia; Carnivora; Phocidae. The record is from RefSeq and is a predicted model, not a curated record.
UUAGAGCGGGAAAGGUGUGCGUGAAGAGGAGAAACGGCUUGCAGCCCUAGCCCCCGGCACCCUGGGGGCUGACGGGCGGCCAUGGAUCUGUACCUCAACAACUGCUAUAAGGCUGCUGAAGCCGCUGCCACUAAGGCAGCCGCCAGCAGCCCAACAGCCGACAGAGAGCACGGCGACACUGGCUCACACAAAAAAAACAUUCCAGAGGUCGGAGCAGCUAAUCUAUUGGAUCUUCCUCUUGGGGUCAAGCUGCCUAUUAUCCCAGGAAGCAACAAUAUAUUCUAUACUACAAAUAUAAGUGAAAAGCUUUAUCAGCCUUCUUAUGACUUUAACCUGACUGAUCCUUAUUGCCAACUUUUGGAAACCAGCUAUAAAAAUCUGCAUGAUCCCCAUUUAAAAGCAUACCAUAAGCGAAAGGAUAUCCUAAGGAGAUUAAAGAAGGGCGGUUACAUCACCAGCAAUAAUAAAGUGAUAUGUACCUUGAAAGAAUUGAAUAAGUACAGGCAGUAUCUGACCACUUUAAAAUUAGAUUUUGAAAGAAACUAUGUAAGAGAACAAAUUGAAAAACAAGUAAAUAAAUUGUAUGAAACCAGAAGAGCCUAUAACAGUUAUGGAAACAAACCUUUCCAAGAAUGGCUGUUACAGGAAGAUACACAAGCAACUCCAGACCAAGAGCUGAUAAUAAAGCACAGAUAUUUAGAUAUGAUUAGUAGGGAAUUAGACAAGGUUGAGCACACGGCAGAAAAGCAGAGCAUACUCCGGAUGAAGGAAGAACAACAACGACAUCAGGACCACAUUAGAAGAAAACUUCAUCUCCGUAGACAAAUUGAAGAGGAAUGGAAGACAAAAGAGAUGUUACUUUUGACAAAGAUUGGAGAAGAAGUAAAAAGAGAAGCAAGAAUUGAGGAACAACGUCAAAAAGUCAGGGAGGAAGCUCACCGGAAGGUAACUUCAGAAGAACUGAACAGUAUAGUUCAUAAUAUAAUGACCUGGGUUGUGGCUGCAGUGACCAGUAUAUUAUAUCCAGCCAUCACAAAAUAUGAAGAAAGGUUGCAAAAUAUUAUAUACCCGAUGCCUGAUGACUCUACCCUCUCUUCAAAUAGUGCAAGUUGCUGUAGCACAUGCAGUGAAAUGCUUCUAUAUGAAACAGGUAUUCAGGCAGAGACAUUUCAGGCAGAGGCCUGUGCGGACACAGAUGACAGGUCAAUAGGGCAACCAGCGGCACCCGUAAAACCAUCUUCUGCCCACAAAGAAAGAACAGUUAUGGUAAAAACACAUCACAGGAAAGGACAACCUAAAACCUCUGAACCUAAACAUAAUAAGACCGUUGAAUCCCCCAAACUUAAAACCUGUAAACCCGACAGUCACCUUUUUGCACCGAUUGAAACAGGCACAAAGAAAUCUGAAGAUGCUACCACUAAAACAGAUGCCUUAGAACACCCACCGUCUUCUGAUGAAAAAGCAAAAGUCGUAAAGGAGAUGCAGGAGUUAAAGAAUGUUUUUGAUAACUUUAAAUAUCACCUAAAAGAGGAAUCUGAGUUGAUUUUAGAAAAUAUUUUUCAUGAAAUGAUGCCUGAAUUAACCAAGACCAUCCCCACUCUUGCUUCUGUUACAGCCAAAACUUUGGUUGAUCAAACUGACACUGACAAAGGAGACUUGCUCUCCAAUGUCAGUAUCUCCUCAGCAGCUGCUGAAAUUAUGGAAAACGUGCUUGAGAAGCUACAGUCUGCAGUUGAGAAAAAAUGUAUUGAGGUAUUUGCACAAGAAAAUUUGUCAGUUCACUUUAAAUCAGACUUAACAGCCAGUGGGGAACAUUUCAUUUCACCAGAAGAAAAAACGUCAAAAGCUUCACCGCCUUAUACUAUGGAGAACAUGAGUGGUAUUGCAGAAGAUAUGGUUCAUAUGAUUUUAGAAAAGCUGACAUCUCUUGCAUCUUCUAAGCAAAAUGAACUUGCUCAUCUUGAAAUCACGACUGAACCUGCUUAUCAGCAACACAGGAAAAAUCCAACAUAUGCAUUCCUUCAAAGAGCCAGCAAAAGUAAAUCCAGUGCUGAACCUGAUGCAGCCAAUUUGAUUAGCAAAGAAGACAUAAAAAAUUUAGUGUCAAAUAUUUUUUCCCAAUCCUCUCUGGUUGGUUAUAUAGAGGAAGCAAUCAACACUAUACUAAGUUAUAUACAAAUUGAACUUAAUAACGAGAGACUCAUUGCAUCUGAGGAAACAGUGAUCCUCCUUCAUCUACUUGAUGAUGUCUUGGCUCAGUUACAUCAGAAACCAGCAAAAACAGAUGUCCAAAAGAGAAGACACCCAAGACUGAGUAGUCCUUCUGGCACUGAAGAAGAGCACAGACUCACCAGCACCAGCGUAGCUAAUGAUCCUAGACAUGGAUGCCUCUUUCCACCCAUUAAUGUUCCUGGCAUGGUCCUUUAUUCUGAAGACGAAAAUAAAGAAAUAGACAAGAUUGUGGAAAAUGUACUGAUUUCAUCUAUCAAAGAUGAAAAAGCAAAAUUACAAGAACAGGCUCCUGAUCACUGGUUAACAAGGGAAAAUGCUGAUUUAAAGUACAAAAGAAAUAUGAACUUAUCUACAAAGCCUGCUUAUCAAGACGAAGUAGCAUUUCAUGAUUGGGGAUUAAAGACUGACCUUCCAGCUUUUAAUAAUAAGGACCUUUUUAAGGACAAGCCAUGUUUGAAUAAAGACCUUUUGAUUUUCAGCCAAGAUGAAAAGCAUCAAAUACAAAAAGCCUCAGAAGAUAUAAUUACAAGUAUUUUAGCACAGAUGCUCCAAGACCUAUCUUCUGGGCUCUCUGGUCACUCAGGUUAUAAGGAAGCUUCACUUCUUACAUCAGGAAGCCCACAAGAUCUGUCCAAUCAAGAACGGAUGAACCAGAUGUUCUCUGCGUCAGAAAUCCAAAUAGUAGCUCAAGAAAUUGUAGAUGCUGUAUUAAAAAUACUUCACAUAGCUUAUAGUCACAUUAUCAGACAUUCUUCAUCAGUACCUCAAACUUCUCUAGAUAAUGCUGACGUACCAAAUAAAGAGCCAUUAGAAAUAUGGCUUGAGAGUAACAGGAAGAUGAAAUUUUUAUCUGUACUUGACAUAGACCCUACAAAACAUCCCUGGUUAGAAACUGAAGAAACUGAAUCAACACCUGAACCUGUAGUUCACAUUAAUGAUAGGAUCACUUACACAGUUUUUAAGAAGCUGAACUCAUUUAUUUGUCCAAAAUUGCAAAACUGCUUUAAACUAGAAAGCCAUGCUGAUCAUUCAAAACCUGCACCUGACAAGAAAUCUUCAUUUCAAUCUCACCUUAGUACUUACACAACUAAAGUGGUAAAAAUUGUUUUGGAUGCUAUCCAGAAAGAACUCAAAUACAAUAAGAAAAAUCUAAAUCUUGGGAAGUGUGGCCCUCCCAAAGACUUUAUAGAUACAGGAGUUUUUGCUGACAAUGAAAAGGAAUUAGACUUUGUUGUCACAAAGCUAAAUAAUGACAUUAUGACAAGUUCGUUAGCAACUUGCAUUUGUGAACUGUUAAGUGGAAAUACAGAUAAAAGCAAUGUUCUCCCUUCAGAUAAGCUAAGGUCUAAAAUCUCAUAUGAAACUGCUGAGAUUGAUCAACAACAACUUGUGCCUUCUCAGUACCCUCAUAUGCAAGAGGAAGUCCACAAAUGUACCAGAUUGCAAGUGUUAGAUAGAAUUGGGGAUACCUUAUAUGACAUGUUACACAAGCUCAUAGGAGACCGUCCAUGUUCUCCCCUAUCUGAUGAACAAAAUAGAGAGUGGAUCAAUGAGAAUUUGAGAACAACCACUGCAUUACAGUCUAAUAUUCAGCUCAUUUCUUAUACAAUUCUAGAAGAUAUCAUUAGAAAAUUAUGUAGUGCUGAGAUGGAUCAGAUUUUCACAAAUUCAGAAUUUAAGGCUAUCUCAGAUUAUAUUGAUACUGACAGCCUAUCACUUGCUUUGCUUAUUGAGGAAAUGGGCAUAUGCUCUGACAUAAUCUCCAGCAUGUUGUUCAGUGUGAUCCAGCCAGGUAGUCAAGAGGUGACUAACAAUAAGGGAAAGCCAACUGCCCCCAAAACAGGAACCACAAAAGAAGAGCACCCAAAUAAACUGGAAGUCAUGGCUUCUGAUAUCUUUGAAAUGGUUUUUGCUAAAUUGAAAGGGUUUGCCAAAAGAAAUUUAGAAACUCUGGGCACUAUAAUCAAUGGAAGUAAAAAGAGCAACAAGAGGUACUGGGAAAGUGAAAGUAUCAACAUUUGCACAAACACACAUGAAAAACAACUGCAGUCUGCUUUAUACAUGCAUGCAAAGAAAGUAUCAAGUACUAUUUUGAAGGCUAUUCAAACAGAAUUAAAUGUGAGCUUGCCAGAUUUGGAAACAGGCAUAACCAAGCCACUACAGGAGAAAGAAAUGCUUAAGAAUCUAGUCGAUUUAAUUUUAGGGCCUCCUCAUAUAUUUAAUGAAACUGAACCAGAAGAGCAAGGCAUUGAAAAUUACAGAUACAGGCCAACCUAUGGAAAUUUUCUUCCAGGAGGGGCUGACCCAGAGUCCUAUCUAGAAGAGCCUGCAGAUACAGAGAAAGAAAGUGCUGGAGAGGAAAGACCACCAGAAGAAACUAAAUCAGAAUCUCUUAAGCAAUGGGAACUAGAAAGAACAUUUAAAAAAUUUGUAGAACUCAAAGAACUAGAAAAGUCCCCAGUUGUGCCCAUUAUAAGAAAGAUUUUGAAUGAAAUUUUUCAGAAUGACUUAAUUGAUCAAUUAAAUGUGCUUACUCUCUCCCAGUCCCCUUUAUGUGACAUUCCUCAUCCUGGUGAUAUGCCAGUUGCUCACAGAUCAAUUCAAUCUAUGGAUAAAAUAAUGGAUCCUUUAGUGUCUGAGGCAGAUAUAACCGUUGUUGCAGAUAAUGUUGUUAGAACCAUACUUCAAAAACUUUAUUCUGCUGUCAUGACAGAUAGAAAUGCAAGUGAAAAUAGAUCUAACAUUAUCACCUGUCCAGCAAAUAUCUCUUUUCCUGAACACACCAGUGGAGAAAAGGCCUCUCUUCAGUGUACCAUCCUGGACAGAAAUCCAUGCACACUUCAGUCCACAUUUAGUAGUGGUAAAAUGACCAAAAUGAAUGUAGUUGAAGAUAUUAUACAGUCAGUAUUAACAAAUUUAGAAACAUUUGCUACUUCCAAAGUAAAAACUCUCUUUUGUCCUCACAUCAAUUUCACAAUUCCAAUGGCUUUGCCUCUACAAGAGGAUGAGACUGCUUUCAGCCAACCAUGGCUAUCAAUCAAAGAUUCAUAUUCUGGUGAUCAGUUUUCCUAUUGCUCAGUGGAUCAUAACAAGUCAGGAAAGACCACCUCAAUAUGUCAACUGACUGCCUGUAAAUUAAAUUCAUAUGCAACAGAAGUGGCUAGACAAAUUUUACAAGGAAUCAAACAUAAGUUAGAUAAGGAAAUGAAAAGUCCAUUCUUAAUCCAUAAUAUUGUGGUUUCCAACAGUAGCCCAAGCCAGGUUGUUAACACAGUGUUAAGUAUUCUGUCUACUAAAGGCGAAUAUGAAAAAAACCUGUUUGACAGAGAAAUUGAUCCAGGUCAGCCAGAAGCUAUUGUUGAAAAGCUGUUCAAUAAAAGUGACUAUCGAAAAAAACUUCAAUUUCAAAUACUUGAUACCAUCAAAGGUAUCUUAAGUGACAUCUGUGAGAAAACACUAGACGAGAAUAAUCUCCUACUUGCUGCAUCCACUCUUAACAAGUGUAACAUAAGUGGGAAACAUUUAGAAGCAAACUCUGAAACAAACCCCAAGUGUGCACAUAAAGCUAUCCCAAUGCUUUUAGUUCCUAAGUCGUGUGUCACAGUGAUUUCCAAUGAUAUGGUGGAUAUUGUUCUUCAAAAUCUAACUUCUGCUAUCAUGCUUGGCAUAAAUGCAAAGGAUUCUAUUUCUCUGAAAUUGCCCCUGACAUUUUCUGAUGCAUUUCCCAAAGCAGAGCAUCAACCAUCUCCUAUUACAGACUCAAUGACUGAGGGGAAAAAGGAGAUAACUACAUUUGCAAGAAAGGGAAGAGAUGUACAGCUGAAAUCAGUUUAUUCUGAUGAUAAUCGGACAACUGUACUUAAAAAACAAGAUGCCAAGAACUCUGCUUCCAACCCAUGUGAGGAAAAUGUUCACUUUAUUACUAAAGCCAUUUUGAAUAGAUUAAAAUCUUUUGCCACAGAAAGAAGAGAUUUGAUACUUACUCUUGAUACUAAGACUACGGAAAAAACAUAUGUUGGCCCAGAAUUUACAAGUUGUAAACAAAACAACAGUGUAUUUCUUGAAGCAAACCAAAUGCCAUCGGAUGUGAAUAUCCUAGAAAUCUCAACAGUUAGAACCGUUCUCAGUCAAGAGGUCACAGAUUACACAUUUGCUAAUUACAGGGGAAAACAUGGACCUGCAAUUAAUAUAUCACAAGCUAGUCUUAGGGAAUAUGCUGACAUAAUUGCCAAUACCAUUUUGAUGCUUAUAAAAAAUGACAUAGAUUCAGAAAUCCAAAAAAUGUAUUCGUAUCCAAACAAUACUUCAUUCCAAGAAAACAUAAUUGUGAGUGAAACUGUCAACAACAUCUUAAAGAGUUUACAUGAUAAAAUAUCUUUGAAGGCAAGUAGGUUUUACUCACAGCAGAAUCCCAGCCUGUUUACACAACUAGCUGUACAAAAUGAAAUAUUGCCGGGUCAAAGGAAGAUGGAAGACAACUCUGAACUGUCUCUUUUUUCAAAAUACUCAUAUCAAAACCAAAUUAUAUCAGAAGCAGAAAAUCUGAGAAGGGUUUUGGAAGAAAUAUUUAGAAAUGGAGACUUUAGACAGGAAAAAACAACUGCCUUGUUAAGGGCGGUUAAGGAAAUUUUAAAGAAGGUAUAUCAGAGGGUAAUGGAAGACAUAGACCACUGGCCUCCAUUUAAUGAACCCCCCCACUCUACAUCUGAUUCUAAAAUGAAAACAGCAGCAGCCUGGAAAAAAACCUUGCAGUCACAUAUAAGCAGUGUUGCAAAUGACAUAGUUGAAAGUGUUUUCAGAAAAAUGUUCUCAAUAGUCAUGACAUCCUUAUAUGAAAAGAAUGAGAGCAGGGGAGAAUUGGAAGCAUCUGGCCGUGAUGAAUUACUGGUGACCCCAUCAAGCUUUCGGGAAUCAAAACAAGCAGAACAAAGUGUCCCCCCUGAACCUGUGAUACUGCGAGCUUAUCCUUACACAGGCAGUAUCAGUGUCACUUCAUUGGAAAACACCUUACUGCAAUUUUCUCCAUUGCGAGUGGGCGAAGAAUUGGUCCAAAAGGUUCUCCAAAAUAUUACGAAUUUUGUUUUGCUGAAUCUAGAAGAGAAUUUGUCCCUGAAAGAUCACCCUAAUGUAAGUUUUAAAACAGACUUCAAAGCAAAAUCAAAAGUUAUCUCUUUGCCUAAAUUCGGAACAAAAUCACAGCUAGGACCUAGUGGUGCUAAAGCCAAAAGUACGUCCAAGUUAAGUCCUAGAGAGAAGACUUUCAGAGGCAGUCAGUCCAGUACUGCCAUUGGUCUGCCAUACCUGCUAUCCACAGGGGAUGCCAAAAACUCCUUGGUGAGAAUAAAACUCCCCACUGCAGAACUAAAAAUGUAUGCCAAGGAUAUAGUAAGCAAUAUUCUGGAAACAAUUGUGAAUGAAUUUCAAAAGGUGAGGCAAAAUAGACUAAUGGUAAAUGUAAACACUUUAACUUCUGAUCAAAUCAUGACAGCAAGUAAAAUAGUUAAUGCAGUUUUGCAAGGAUUAUAUGCUACAAAGAAUGACAAUUUGGCCGACCAGAUAAAAGGCUCAUACUCACAUGAUCUCAAACUUUCACAGAGGAAUUUUAAGACAAUCUCUCUUGCAAAUCCAGAAGUUCGUUUCUCUUUGGAGAAUGUUUCUUCCCAGCGAGAGAAAAUCUUCCCUAAAGAAGGUAUUUUUAGUCAAAUGUUUGAUAAAUGGCAAAUGGAAUCAAAUGACAUGGAAAAUGAAAAAUAUAAGCUAUUGAUGAUAGCUGAGACUGUUUUGAAUGAAAUUUCAAUGAAAACAAAGGAAUUAGAACAAUGUGUUUCACUUUUAAAUUUGUCACCUCUUGAGGCUUGUGAAAGCAGGUACCAUAACUUUAAAAGCGCUGCUUCUGGAGCUGAGGGUUCCCAAGCACAAAUUAAUAUAUUUGGUCAGGAAAUUGUUAAAAAGCUAUUAGAAAAAUUAGAGGUGUACUUCAUGACUCAGAAGUUCUUAACAGAUGGUAAAGAAAUGCUAGAAAGCAAGAAAGAAACUACUGCUAGAAGUCAAUGUGGCUCCUUAAGAACAAACAACCUCAACAAUGUACCAAUCUAUAACGCAAAGCUGAAAGACAAAAUACACGGGGGCUCUAGCCACCAAAUUGCUCAAGAGAUCGUGGAAGGGGUUCUGAACACCUUAGAAUCAUUUGUAGACCUACAAUUUAAACAUAUCUCUACAUACGCUUUUUCUGAAAUUGUGAAAAUACCUAUUGAAAACUUUUUUGCUGUCCAACAGAAACCAUUCAUGAAAACAAUAUUGCCCAAGCUACAACCACUGAGUAAGUUUCCUAAUGGAUCUAAAUCAAGUAGUAUGAUUUCCCAGGAGAACAUGCACAAUACCCUUCGACAGCUUCACUCGUUCCAUUCAGAACUGCUUACUUACGCUGCUAAUACUGUCAGUUACAUGCUUGGUAUACUUAAGAACAAGUUAGACAAAGGAAAAUGCCAAGUGGAACCAUCUUCAACAAGCAUAUUUGAAAAAAACAUUGUGGCAAGUCAGAUUAUCAGCACACUGAUGGACCAGUGUACUCAUUUCUAUGAGUCGAUGAUCAAAAGCCAUCCAAAGGAAAAUCUGCUCCAACUAGCUGAAAAUGCCUGCACUGCCAAUUGGCCCAGAUUUGCAACUGGGACGGGAAUGUUCACUUCAAAGUCAAAGGGAGUUAGCUGCAGGGAUGAUCUUCCACAAAUCCCUGGCUUAUUUUUUUAUUCAGAGGAAGAUAGUAAAGUAAAGGAGAAGGCUUCAUCAAAUCUACCUUCAUAUGUCAAAUACUCUGCAGGAGAUACACUUAAAACCACAGAGCCAUUGGAAGGGCUCGAAUCAGAACUUAAACUGUUAUAUUCUAGAAGUGAAGCCCAAGGCCUUAGCCAUUUUGAUCAAGCCGUGAAAGGAAACCGCUCUCUCCCAUUACAAAAACCACUUCAGAAAUCCGGCGACUCUGAAGGUGAAAAUCCAAAAGUUCUUCACUAUGAGCUCCCCAAGCCAGUUAUUAAGCCAAACCAAAUACAGACAACCGUUUCUCCACUCAAAAUAGGUAUAGCUGCAGAAAAUAUUGUCAAUACCAUGCUGUUGAGUUAUGGCCUUCCAAGCCAAACCCCAUAUACUAAUGAAAGUAUAGAAACAAUGAAGCCAUUUUUUGUAUCAAAGGAAGGGCCUUUGUCUGUGAUGUCUGAAGAACAAAAGGAUGAGAAAAGUUUGCUUAAAAUAUGGGAAAAAAGAAUCAGCUCUAAAACCAAAGAAGAAAACCAAAGCCUUGCAGCAAGUGGAAAAGAUUUCACUUUACUGGAAAAGUGGAAAGAUAAGUACCCAAAGUUAGAGAAACCAGAACCUCCUGAAGAGGCUGAAGUCACUGCUUUUGCAGAUCAGGAACUGGGACCACAUGAAAUCCACCUAGUAGCAAGAUAUGUUACUACAGCUGUGGUCACACAUUUCAAGAACUUUGAAACCAGAGGUCCUCUUGAUGAAAAAGUAUUUGUUUCCACACCAUUAAGGAAAAAAUAUAAAUCAAAACAGCCUCUAAGAAGCAUUAACUAUGAUACUUCACUUUAUCAAUUUUGUGAACAUCUCACUGAAUUGGUUAUUUCCUAUAUAAUGUCAAGCAUUUGUGAUUGUACUGAAGAUGCUGGAACAAAACAGAAAUCACUGGAAAACCAAGAUGCAGCUUUUAGCAAGUUUAUUUUAAUUCAUUCACAAGUAUUUGUAAGUCGGUCAGUUUCUAUCAGACGACUUGCUUUAAGCAUUUCUGAAAUCAUUAUUCGAAUCCUUUUUAAUAGCGACAUUUUAAAGGUAGACAUUACACAAGAAAUGGUUUCUGUGAAAACAAAAUAUAUUUACUGCCCAAGAGUAGCUGUGGCUGACUUCGAUGAUCUCUUUCAGGAUCUCUUAAUAGGAGUGAUCCAUGUUCUGUCCAAGGAAAUAGGAAUAAAGCAUCAGCCUGACAGGAGAGGAAGAAACAAACCACUCUCCAGGCUUAAAAGUCAUAGUUUGCCCAUUCGCAACGAAACCAAAACUAUGAAAAGACAGACAGGCUCCAGAGGUUGGAAAUCAUCUACUCACCGAAUUAAUCAACUAGUACAGAAAAAUAAACUAAAUUCUCUGGCAUGCAAAUUAGGCACUCUGGUUGGUAGCCUAAAAACUCAUGAAUCCAAAGAAGUAGUCAAUAAAAUUUCUAAUAUUGUUUUCAAUUUGGUUUUGCCAGAUGAAUGCCCAAACUGGAAUAUGGAUUCUGGUAAAAUACCACGAAAAAGGUUCCUAUCUUCAAAUAACCAGCAAAGUCAUAGAAUACCUAGAAAUAACCCAGGGCUCUCCCCAAAAUCAGUUUUUCUUCUGAACAUUGUAUGUGAGAAAUUUAUUAAAACACUUUUGGAAGAAUGUACAGCCAACAACCUCCUUACAGAUGGUGCUGUUUCUGGUGAAAUACCAGCAGAAGGUCAACUGCCCAACAUACUUCAAAACAUAGAGAAUUAUUGCAGGGGAACAAUGGACCGUGGCUCACCAUUUGAAGAAUAUAACACGUCAGCCCUUUUGGAAAAUCUGGCAGAAAUAGAUCAAGAAUCUAUGCUUAGUAUUACUUCCCAUACCUUGGUAAAAUCCUUAAUGGAAAAACUGUCCUGUGGUAUAAACCGACCUCCCAAAAGUCCACUUUUUGCAAACAAGCAUUUAAUGUAUAGAAGAAGACAAAGACUCCCUGGUUUCCCAAAAAGAGAAAGGCCAAAAUUAAGAGAAUCAAGACAGGGUAAAUGCUCUGCAAGAUUCAUGAAUUAUGACAGCAAGCCUUUGAGAGAACCACUGAAUAAUCUCACUGUGACUCAUUCCAAAAUACAAGCCCCAUUUGGUAAGCAGUUUUCAGGAAAAUUCCCUCCUCUACCUCCUCUUCGAAGACCAGGUAAAAAGGAAGAGAAUGCAACAGCUAUUCUUAACAUGCAAUAUCCAGGAGGCAUGAACACAGGAGUUUACUCUGCCACAUUUCUGGAGGAAGUAAUUGCAGACAUUUUCCUUAAUCUCUCCACCUCUUUGCAGGGCAAAAAUGUAAACAUCACUGAAGCUCAGCUCAAUAAGAUAAAUAUAUUAGAUGUCAACUCUGUGGUGAAUGAGUUUAACAAUGCUCGAGUCACUGUUUUACGAGAUGUUGAAGAAAGGGUAUGUUUUCCACCAAUUGAUAAAGAAACUGUUAGAAAGAUUGUUGACUCAGUUAAUAGUGCUGUUUCAUGGGAAUAUGCAUUACAAGUUACUGGUGGCAGUCAUCUGACACAUGCUACCACCUCAAUAGCAGAACAGAUAACUAAUGGCAUAUUGAGAGAGAGUGCAGACUACCAACUCCCACUGUGCUUUGUAGGAAAGCUCAUGCCUAAUUCAUAUUACCCUCUUAAAGCUGAAAAUAUACUGCAGAAACUUCAAAACAACCUGAGAGAACUUAAUUACCAAGGUCAACAUUCAACGGGCUAUACUACCAUGUUAUCACACUCAUUUUUAGAAGAUGUCAUCAGGAAGUUAUUAUCUCAGCUCAUUUCUCCACCCUGUAAGCCUUCGUGCUUGGGAAAGAAGUAUUUAUUGACUUCAGAUUUUAAUGAGGUAUCCACCUGUAUAAUAAAUAAGAUUUUGUCAGCCAUUUCAAAGCAUAAGAUUUGGCUCACUAAAUAUGAUUGUCAACAUCUAUAUACAGAAAAAAGCCUUCAAAAUAUGGUGGAGUCUGUUUAUAAUAAUGUUUUAGAGAUGUCUGACUCUCUUGUGUCAGUCCAGAAAAGUAUAGUAAGCCAAAGCCCAAUUAUGAUUGACCAAAUGGCCAGUCUCAUUAUUCAAGAGAUUAUUGAAAAUCAUCUUCAACCCUUUUUGUGUGGAGAGGGCUUACCAUGUUCAAUGACUUCACUAGAUGAAAUAUCAGAUAUGGUUAAAGAGGUUCUCAGUGAGGUCACAGGGUCACAUAGACCCCAGAAGCCAUCAUCACUAGGUAUGGACUUUUAUCCUAAUGCAUUUGUAGAAGAUAUUGUUGCCCGGCUAUUAUCAAAGAUCUUCAAUCCAAUAUAUAACACUGAAUGUGAACUGGAUAAAAUGACCCAAAAAAUAGUAAACUCAAUAAAUAACCAUUUUAACAAAGCUAAAAUCUGCAUUCUUCGUGAUGACCAAGAGCAGUCUUUCCCCACUGUAGAUCUAGACACUGUGGAUGAACUCGUCAGUUCAGUUUAUGAGAAUGUUCUGCAACAGCAUGGACUAACCACUGAGGUUGAUAAUGAAGAACUCAAAGACAGUGAUAUUUUUGCAGAAAAUGUUACCAAUUUAAUUGUAGCCGCUAUUUCUGAUUAUCUUUUUCACCCACUGUUUUCUGGGGACUUGUCGUCUUCCUCCUAUGCUACUUUAACAGCAGAGAACAUUAUUCAGAACAUCUUUAGCAGCAGCAGUGAAUCUACCAAACCAAGCCAGCAUUUAUCUCCAUAUAACACCUUGCUGCCAUACACACUUUUAGAAGACAUAAUUAGAGUGCUGUUAUCUAGAAUCUUUCCUUCUACAUAUAACAUGGUUCCAUACAGCAAAACUCCAAAAGGUAGAUCAGGAAUUAAUUGUGAUGAAAUCUCUUCAAAGCUAAUCAGUGAUAUUAGGAUGAAAAUUUCCCAACAUGAAAUUCAAUUUUCAAAAGAUGAAGAAGAAACCAAAUCUAUUUAUUCAGAGGAUGAUGUUCAGCAUCUCGUUGAUUCUGUAUUUAGAAAUAUGUUGCAAAACUCUGGGUCUCAAGAAGCAGUUGAGCACAAUAUUACAAGCAGUAACAAUGUUCUUAUUGAUAGAAUAGCAGGUUUUAUCAUUAAAAAUAUCUGUCAACAGCAUCUCCAUCCAUUUGUGUAUGGAAAGUCAUUACUUCCUCCAUCAUAUACAUACUUUGAUGAUGUGAGAAGGCAGCAUUUUUUUGCCGGUGUUUACUCCUCAGCCUUUUUGGAAGAUGUAAUAUCUGGGGUUUUAAGCAAAAUAUUCCACAGGGUGUUAGGUAUUGUGCAAACAAACUCAUUAAGAGAUUCAGGAAAAGAACUGUUGGAAACAGCUGAAAAACUCAUAUAUUUGAUAACGGAAGAAUUCUCAAAAGCUCAAGUUAGCAUCCUAGAAAAUGCUAAGGAACAAUUAUGUUUGCCACCAGUGCAUACAGAAGUAGUGAUCGAAAUUAUUGACACGGUAUAUAGCAAAGUUUUACAAGAAUAUGAACUGGAACCUGGUAAAGACUUUCUCAAUGAUACAAAAACAUUGGCUGAAAGGGUAACUAAAAUUAUCCUGGCUGAAGUUUUUGAUUUCCAAAUUCAUCCAGAUUUCAUAGCAAAGCUGCCUUUUAAAUCAUAUUCAAGACUCCAUGCUGAUGCUUUGAUAAAGAGAGUUCAUUAUGCUAUUAGUAAAUCAAGACUCCAGAGACAGACUUAUACACCAUAUACCACCAUAUUAUCACAUACACAUUUGGAAAAAAUCGUCACUCAGGUUUUAUCUCAGAUAAAUCCAUUGAACUGCAGUGCAGAAGACCCAGACAUUUUGCAGUCAGACUUCCACAACACAGUUGUGAGGCUGAUUGAUGAGAUCAUGUCAAUAAUUUCUAAACAUGCAAUAUGCAUUAUUAAACAUGGAAAUGAAAAACAAAAUGUGAUUUCAGAGAAAGAUAUCCAGGCUAUGGUUGAUGCCAUUUAUGCUGAUAUUUCUCACUCAAAUCUAUACCAGUCUCUUUCAAAAGAUAAAAAAGGCAUAAGUAAUAUACCUAUUACGAAAAUAGCAAGUUAUAUAAUAAAAGAAAUAUUUAACCAUCAUCUUGAGUCAUUUUUAUCUGCAGAUAAAACUCUUCCUUCAGGUACAGUGGGUCAAACUUAUCAACAGAGAGCAACAGAUCCUCAACAAAGAGAAUUGUUGUUUAUUGUGAAUUCAGCUGUCUUUUUAGAGGAUGUAAUUUCUGAUCUUUUAUGCAGAAUCCUUUAUGUAUUCUCACAUAAUGUCUUGGCUGCUGAAAACCCAUGUAAAGCAAAAACCAAUGUAACUAACAUUGUUACAACAUUAGUAAAAUCAAUUGUGCUGGAAUUCACCACAUCAGAAAUUUUAGUUGCAGAUCACUUGGAUGAAAAUCUGUAUUUUUCAGAAGGAUAUAAAGAAAUAGUCAAAAAAACUGUCAGCCUAAUUUAUGAAAAACUAUUAGAUGAUUAUAAAUCUCUGAUUCAUAUUUAUAGAGCUAUACAAAGUGAUGCUGUCAGUUUUGGGCAAAAAAUAUGUUAUUUGCUAUUAGGAGAAAUUUAUGAUUAUCAAGUGGAGUCAUUAGUUUUGGGAGAAUUAUCAACUUCUUCCUAUUCCUCCCUCCAAGAUGAAAACAUCAUCAGAAAUGUGCUUGACAGCAUCAACGAUGAUAGCCAUGUCUUGCCGUCAUGCAUCACUGUAUUGCCACGUUCCCUUUUAGAAGAUAUUACUUAUAAGCUUCUAGCACAUAUAUUCCCUUCAUCUGAGACUGAAACUGAACUCAAUGAGAAAGAGGUGCCACCAGAUUAUGAGUUUGUGAAUGCAGCUUCAAAACUGACAGAUGAAAUUAUAACAGAAAUUUCUGAACAUGAAAUUAGACUUGCCACAGCAGGGGAGCACAUGGAAAGUAUGCAAUUAGAGGCAAGUGAGAACUUUGUUAACUCCAUAUGUAAUGGUAUUAUGAAAAAACUUAAAUUAGAAAAUGAAACAAAGAGUGAUACAUACAAAAAGGGAGGCUUGUUCCUCAGGAAAAUAGCUGGUUUCAUUAUGAAAGAAAUUGUGGACCACCAUCUGCAGCCAUUUUUACAUGAUGAAGAAUCACCUCCCUGUGACUUACCCAAAAAUGACCAUAUCAUUGAACUCUUGAAUCCUGAUAAAGAAAAAAUACUCACAGGCUUCCCACAGGCUUCUGUGUAUUCUGCUACAUUUUUGGAAGAUGUCAUAAUUGACCUUGUUCGCAAAUUUUAUACUCUCCCAAGUAUUGCUGAAAACCCUAAGAACAAAGAGAUAUCAGAAAAAGACCCCAUGGGCAUGGCUAUAAAAUUUGCAAAUGCCCUGGUAGGAGAAUUUAGGAAAAGUAAAAUUAAAGUCCUAGCAAAUUCUGGAGAAAGGUUUUCUUUUCCACCAAUAGAUAAAGAGACAGUCAAUAACAUAUCUGAUUCUGUGUAUGAUGAGGUCAUAGAAAUGUAUGGAUCUAACAAUGUUCAGAAAGAUGAUAGAAGUAACAUUGUUAUAGAGAUGAUAGCUGCUUUAGCCAAAAAGGCAAUCUCUGCUUUCAAGAUUCAACCACUUUUUUCAGGAGACUGGUCUUCCACCUUCUUUUCAUUUCUAAAUGUGGAUAACAUCAUCCAAAGAGUUCAACACCUACCAUAUAAUACCUUUACAAAAAUAAAUAAAAGCUUGAAGGAGAACCCAGUCUCUUCACCAGAACAAUUACCUACACUUACUCCUCUAACCUCAGGCCUGAAAGACAUAACGGACACUUUGGAAAUAGGUAGAGGAGCACUUCAUGGAAAAGAGAAUUUCAAAAAGGAGAAGACAUUUAUGAAGACAGGCAGCAUCCAGGAGCCGAUAUGUACUGCUCUAACUAGCAUUGUGAAGGGCGAAUUAACUACCCUAGCAUCAGGUUUAGUUGGAGGUGUGGCAGAUAAAAAGAAAGGGGAUGAAAAGAAAAAGGAAAGGUCAAUUGGAAAAGAGAAUGAGAAGGCAUCAAAAGUUACUUUUCCAACAACUACUGUGGAAAGUGAAGAUACUCGGGGACCAGAUUUGAGUAUGGCACCUAAAAAGAAUGAAAGCAAGAAGAAAGACACUUUGGGUAUAAAAGAGGAAAAAGGGCAAGGUGAUGAGGUAUACCAACAUCUUUCAUCAGCUACUGAUGAUACAAAAAACAAAAAGGUUGUCCUGGAACCAGAUCUAAAAAUAGAUAAAAAGAAAAGUGACAAGAAAAGAGGGAGUUCAUUAGAAAAAGACAAUAGACCUUCUGAAUUACCAUCUCUGAAAUCCAAAGUGAGAAAUAGAAAGAUCCAAGAGAAGAGGAGAGAUUCUCCAGCUUAUGGAGUUACAGAUGACAAAAAGACCUUGCGUCUUAAACGUGUCCAAAAUUUCACUGAAAGCAUUUACAGAAAUGUUUUAGAAUUGUCUCCUUUCCAAGAACCAGUAGAUGAUUCAAAAUCCCCAAAUCCCCUAGGUGAUAAAGCGGUAUAUGUAACUCAAGCAGAUGGCAAGGGUUUUGCCCAGCCUGACUCAACAAAUCCAGCUAAACACAAUGCUCCUGCAAAAGAGGAAGAGAAUAAAAAAAGUAAAGAUAAAGAGAUUAAAAGUAAAUCUAGUAAACCAGACAAUCCACCAGAAAAUAACCAUGGGAUUUUUCCUGCUAACUUUUUAGAAGAUGUUCUCUCUGAAAUACUAAACAAAUUGGUUUUUGAUUCCUCACUGGGUACAGAUGAUGCAUGUCAAAAUGUAACCAAAAAUGUAAAUCCGACUGAGCUCUAUGACACAGCUAUGAAACUGAUUGAUUCCCUGUUAAAGGAGUUUUCAGAUGCUCAAAUUAAAGUACUGAACCUAGGUCAGGGAAGUCAGUUCCUCCCAUCUACAGAUAAAGUUUCAUCAGUUCACAAUGUACCUCUCAGGCAAAAAGAACCAUCUGUGAAUAAAGCACCUCGAGAGAAAAAAACGGCAGCUGCAACUAAGAUAGAUUCUUUAGAUGAGGCACCUUCUAUGGCUAACAUACCAUCAAGCGAUAAAAUGUUGGUCAACAAGAUUGUCCACUCCUCUAUAUGCAGUAUUUUGCAGGAAUAUAGAUCUCAAGACUCCAUUUAUAAAGACAUAAAUAGUAAUGGUGAAAAUUUAGCAAGAAAGCUAGCUAAUGCAGUGAUAGAAGAAAUUUUUCAGCAUCAGCUAAACUUGCUACUUUAUGAUGAAGUUCCGGCUGUAGCACGUUUGCCUCUAGAAUCUAAGGAGGUUAUGAAAAAGGUCCAUAAGGUAGUCCAAACAGCCUGCAAAGAAUGUCAAACAUCAUCGCCAUAUACCAUAAUGCUACCUUAUGAAUUUUUAGAAAGUGUAAUUUCUUUUCUUUUAUCAAAAAUUUUCUCAACAGUAACCAAUGCUAAAACAGAAAUAUCCGAAGAUAAUUUGCACACAGAACUGGAUUUCCUUCAAAUGAAGUUAGUAAGUACAAUUAUGACAGAGAUCUCCAAAGAUAAAGACAUGAUUGUACAGUAUGUAAAAUCCUUACAUCCUAAUGAUGAUGAAAUUAUUCAAUUAGUGGCUCAGACUAUUUAUAAUAAUCUCUUGCCACAAUUUGGAUCUCAAGAGCGCAUACAAAAUUGUGUCAGCAGUGGUUGCAAAAUCCUUUCAGAAACCAUAGUUAAUUUAGUUGUACAGGAAGUGGCUGGCAACCAGUUGCAGAACUAUUUUUCUGGAGAGCUAACGUCACAUCAGUGUACAGAAGUUGACAAUGUUAUUGAAAGUAUCCUUAAAGAUGUCAUCCAAACCACUGAAGUUCCCCAGCCUCAGCCAUCACGGGCUUACAAACUGCCUUUUUACAUAAUAGAAGAAAUUGCUGUAAAUUUUUUGUCAAAGCUUUUAUCUAUGUUUCCAAAAGUGGAUAAGAAACAAAACAAUUCUCUAAACGCUGAAAUGCAAACAAUAAUCUCAAAAAUCCUAAAUUCAUUCCAAGAAUAUCUCUCUAAAAGUCGAAUUAUAGUAGUGCCACAGGCCAAAGAAUCACCCACGGUAUCUUUCGCAGACAGUACAACUAUCGAAAAAGUAGUUACUUCUGUUUAUAACAGUGUUUUAAGGCGCUCUGGCUCCCAUAUUUCAUUGUAUAAAGAUUUAAUGGGUAAGAGCAAUGUCCUUUCUGAUAUAAUAGGAUUUUUAAUGGUGAAGGAAAUUUCCAAUUCAGAACUUCAUCCUCAAGUAGAAGAAGAGGCAUCAAGUUCAGAGUUAGUUCUGGAAGCUGUCAAAAUUAUGGAAAAAGUGGUUAAGAUCACUGAUGACCUUAAGUCAGAGAAAAAGCCUUCAACCAAAAAAGAGACUGUGUUAGAUGCUAGAUUUUUAGAGGAAAUGCUGGCCUUGUUCUUGGCUAAACUAGUAAAGUUGCCAAGUGCCUCAAGCAGAGAUGUGAAAAACUUAUCAAAGUCUGAGGUAAAUAAAAUUGCAUGUCAAUUGACAAAAUCUGUGACAGCUGAAAUUUCCAGAAAUAACAUUAGUGUUGUAGCUGAUAAACCUGAAGAAACAUUUUUAAGUCCAGAAAGUACAGAAAUUAUUUCUCAGAUCGUUGAUUCUGUUUAUAAUCAGGUACUACAACAAUCUGGAACUCAUGAAGAACUUUAUUAUGACAUGAAAGGUACAAACAAUGUCUUCCCUAAAGAGGUAGCUUCUUUACUCAUCAGUAAAAUUUCCAAUUGUCCAUUAGAAACACUUAGCCCAAAAGAUUCACAGGCUGAUCUCUUUGGCGAUUUGGAUCUUAGUCGAAUUGUUGAAAAGGUGCAUGAGCAUGCUGUUAAAAGAGGGCCUGAGCUAGAGCAAAAAGAAUUAGGUCAAGAUUUAAGUGAAGAGGAACUUCCAAUUAAAAUAAUUCCUCACCGUGGGAAACAACCAAUCAAUAUCGAUCCAGACAUAGUGGCAGAUCACCUAGGAGUCAUUUCUAUAAAAACACAACCUCUUGAGAAACUGCAGUUGGAGUGUUUAACUAGAACCGGAUGCAGCAUCAAGGAACUGAGAAGAGUGUCAGUGAGUGGGAGGAGUCACUCAAUGGGCACACCUGAUGCAGGAAAGCAAAAGCGAGAAAGACGCAUCUCAUUGGAUGAGGUGGGACGACUGAAUGUAAAACCAUUAGAGCCCACAGAAAGUUGGAAGAGAAUAGCUAAUCCAAAGAAACUACUGCUGCUACUCUUUAUCACCCUCUAUCAAUGCGAAAGUGCUCUGGCCGGCCUGUAUUCUUCAAAUGAUGACACUUCAGAUGCUGAUAAGCCCAGUACUUCCAAACAAGGUUCUGAAAUGAUGAAGAAGGUAUCAUCAGCUCUGUCCAAAGUAUUUUCAAGAUCUAAUGCCAAUGUUUCCAAAUCUUCCUCACCACCACCCCCCCCCCACCAGGACAGAAGCUGA